Messenger RNA from Prorocentrum cordatum, 315 nucleotides. Lineage: Eukaryota; Dinophyceae; Prorocentrales; Prorocentraceae. The record is from the annotation of a GenBank genome assembly.
AUGGCCGCCGCGGCGAACAUCCUCGCACGCUGCGGCAGUGCCGCGGCGGGGGUCGAAUUACCCAGCCCUGAAAGCAGGAGCGAAGCGGUGGGGUUGUCCCGCACGCGGAUCAACACGGCUGCAGCCCGCCCCACGUCGUUCGCGCGCGUUGCCAGGAAGCCGCGUACCUCUUCAAGAAAAGCCGCCAUCAAUGUUCAAGACCAUUCGAAUCCACAUUCGGCGGAUAUGACAAUCACGGGGCUGGAGUGGGUAAGAAUGGUAGUUCCACGAUAUUUAAAAGAGGGUUUCGGAUCGGCGAAGUCUGGAUGCCCCUGA